CUCAGUGUACCCAUCUCUUUUUGGACUUGGAACUAAUCUUCAAUUAUUUAAAGCGGCGGCUCGCACCAUGGACCCUACCCUUUAUCCGAUCUUAUUUGGGGAGCUCGGGGACCUAAAUUGUAGUUUGAUAGAGGCUCUCCAAGACACUUUUUUGGAAAACGCUCCAUUAUCAUUGCUGAGCACUGAUGGUUUAUAUUGCAAUGCCACAACCGAUGAGAUUGGAACCUGCUGGCCGCGGAGCAGCACCGGGAGGAUUGUAGAGAGACCCUGCCCUGAGUACAUCAACGGGGUGAAGUACAACACAACCAUGAGUGCUUACAGGGAAUGCAUGGAUAAUGGGACGUGGGCAUUGAAAAGCAAUUACUCCAAUUGUGAACCCAUUUUGGAGGAGAAGAGAAAAUAUCCAAUGCAUUAUAAAAUAGCGCUGAUCAUCAACUACCUAGGUCACUGUAUCUCUGUGGGAGCUCUAGUCGUGGCCUUCAUUCUCUUCUUGUGCUUAAGGAGCAUACGAUGUCUUCGAAACAUCAUCCACUGGAACUUGAUCACCACGUUCAUACUGAGAAAUGUUAUGUGGUUUUUGCUUCAGUUGAUUGACCACAAUAUUCAUGAGAGCAAUGAGCCUUGGUGUCGAUUAAUUACAACAAUAUACAACUACUUUGUGGUGACAAACUUCUUCUGGAUGUUUGUUGAAGGAUGUUACCUACACACAGCCAUUGUAAUGACUUAUUCAACUGAUAAGCUCAGAAAGUGGGUCUUCCUUUUCAUCGGCUGGUGUAUUCCAUUACCUAUAAUAGUAGCUUGGGCCAUAGGAAAGUUGUAUUAUGAAGAUGAACAAUGUUGGUUUGGUAAAGAGCCUGGAAAAUAUAUGGACUAUAUUUACCAGGGACCAGUUAUUCUUGUGCUACUGAUAAACUUUGUUUUCCUCUUCAACAUAGUACGAAUACUUAUGACCAAACUAAGAGCUUCAACCACGUCUGAAACAAUACAGUACAGGAAAGCUGUGAAAGCAACACUGGUCUUGUUACCUCUGCUAGGCAUCACCUACAUGCUCUUCUUUGUGAAUCCGGGGGAGGACGACAUCGCACAAAUUGUUUUCAUCUAUUUCAACUCCUUUUUACAGUCUUUUCAGGGGUUCUUUGUGUCAGUGUUUUACUGCUUUCUAAAUGGAGAGGUACGUUCUGCAGUAAGGAAACGGUGGCACCGCUGGCAGGACAACCACGCUCUUCGAGUGCGAGUGGCUCGAGCCAUGUCCAUCCCCACGUCUCCAACCAGGAUUAGCUUCCACAGCAUCAAACAGACCACAGCUGUGUGACCAGAACAUAAUCUCUACGACAACAUCUAAGGGAACAGAUGUAAUAUUUUUGUCUAGUACAGACAAUGAAGUGAUUCACAGAACGGACUGAUUCCAAGGCCGUGAUGUGUCCAGUGUGACUGGAGAGCCAGGCAAUUUCUCUUGUCUGGUGAGAACAAUUUAUUGCAUCUAAAAGAAAACGUUGAUCACAUAUGAAGUCCAAUGGGCACAUGAUUCUUGGAAAAUGUAUCUCCCGUGACAUAUUGUACAUGUGUUAGAGCGUUUGAUGUUUUCUAGAGUGUAUUUAAAAGCCUUAAAUGGCAUCAUCACCGAACUGUCACAUCACAGCGAGUCUUAUCUAUGUUCUUCUUUCAUCUUACUGCUUAAUGGUUGUUAGUGCAGCAAGAUAAUCCUACAGGAUUUGCAGCAGGAUGCUUCAGCAGCUCACACACGUGUAGACAUCUGCUCCAUUGUUACUUAGUGAGAGACAUUGACCAAGCUGCACUCCAAAAUGCUGUCAGAUUUGUAUUUAGUGCAAUUAAUAUCAAAAUGCUCUUUGAGUUAAAUGUUCUUUGUCACCAACAGCUGCGUUUGACUGCUAGAAAAGAGGCUUUGGGAAAGAACAGAUAAUUAAACAUCAAAAAACUCUAUGGUUUAAAAGACAUAAGAUUUAAAAGAUGUACUAAUUUCUCUUGUGAAAAGAAAAUUGAACACUUUUCAACACACAAUCUUAACACAUGGUGAUACAUUUUGGUCAAUAUGAGAUGAUUUUAUACAAACAAGCCAUUCUAAUGAAGCCUCUAUAAUGUGUCCUCAGAGCAGUCUUCACUUAAAGUCUGUGUUCUUUUAUACCGUGUUUUAUUUCAUACUGUACUGUUGUGAACAUUGUUAAAAAACUUGUUCAGCUUCCUCUCUUUUCCAACGAAUUAAUGUCAUCUCAAUUUUUCGCUUCCCCUUUGCUGGGUUUUGCUUUUUUUCUUUCUCCUCAGAGGAGGGUGUGAACAAUUUAGUAAGUAAAGAUAAGAUUAUAUAUUACAUACAGUAGAGUUGGGGAAAGUGAUUCUAAGUCAUUUAUGUAAUGUACUGUAUAUGUAUGGAUUCUCCAUGCAGGCACAGUGGAAGCAGAUUCAAUUCUUUUGGCUUUCUGAAAUCCUUGUGGCUUUUCUAGUAAUCAGUGUCACAACUAAGCUGCUGGUUUAAGAGAAGAGAAGCUUGAUGAAGUGAGCACCAAACACUUGCCUGUAAUGCCCACUCUUACAUCGGCUCAGGCUGCUCACACAAUAAUGAGAACAACCAUCUAUCUACAAGGUCAAACUCCAAAAAUAUUUUUUGUUUUCUGUAAAAGGAUGAAGAGGGGAGAGGAAAUGUCAGCUUUGAAAAGGAUUACAAACGAUCAAAAAAGUCUGAAUUAUGUUGCAAGCUUAAGUUUUGAUGCAAAUGGUCCUUUGUGUGUACCUAACAUUUGCAUAACAUCAAAAGAAGAUUUCUGUCAGGGGGUACAAUUAAGAAUGUUUAAAAGGAAUAGUUCGACAUUUUUGGAAAUAUACCUAUUCAUGUGCUUCCGGAGCGUUAGAUGACAAUAUUGUUACCGCAUAUCUGUCCCAUAUCUGCGAGUUAGCUUAGCUUAGCAUAAAGACUGGAAACGGGGGAAACAGAUAGCUUGGCUCUGUUCAAAGGAGUCUCCACUGGUUGCCUGGCAACCUCAUGGAACCUCAUAAGCUAAGCUUACAAGCUGCUGCCUAUAGUUUCAUAUUUAACCAACAGUCACGAAAGUGGUAUUGAUCUCAGCAAGAAAACAAAUAUGCAUAUUUCCCAAAAUGUCAAACAAUUUUGAAAAUAAAUAAUCUUAGGUGUAUUUCAGUUUGGGUUUGUAUUUAUUUAUUUGUGUUUUCUGUAGUUAUUUGCAAUGUUAUUUCAUACUUUUAUCAGGACUAAAUCCACUGGAUCUACUUUAGAUUUGGAGUUUCAAAAGUAAGAGAAAAAAUACUGAAUU
Messenger RNA from Perca flavescens (yellow perch), 3284 nucleotides. RefSeq names its product corticotropin releasing hormone receptor 2 (gene crhr2). Gene Ontology annotation, biological process: long-term synaptic potentiation; adenylate cyclase-modulating G protein-coupled receptor signaling pathway; cell surface receptor signaling pathway. Gene Ontology annotation, cellular component: plasma membrane; dendrite; axon terminus. The record is from RefSeq and is a predicted model, not a curated record. Gene Ontology annotation, molecular function: peptide hormone binding; G protein-coupled peptide receptor activity; corticotropin-releasing hormone receptor activity. NCBI's taxonomy places the organism in Eukaryota, Metazoa, Chordata, Actinopteri, Perciformes, Percidae. Bases 68 to 1312 code for a protein of 414 amino acids. The transcript has 12 exons.